AUGUGGGGGCAGCACACGGAGGGCGAUGGUUGGGCGCGGGUGACGCUGCUGCGCAGGCAGCUCCAGGUCGCGGUGAAGGACGAGGAUUUCGCGGCGGCGGCGCGGCUCCGGGACGAGAUCGGGUCGCUGACGGAGGAAAUGACGCCCAUGACGCGCCUCCUGAUGGAGAACAUAUCCCGCAUCAGCUCCACCGAAACAGCCGAGCGAGUGGCCGCGAUCAACGCCCUCGGGGAGCUCGGUGACGCGCGGGCGUGCUCCGACCUGAGGCGGGCGCUGCACGGCCCGGAGGAGGUGCGCGAGGCGGCCCACUCGGCGCUGUGGAACAUCUGGAUGCGGCACCCGGACCCGCAGAUCACCGCGCUGAUGGUGCACGGCUGCAACGCCAUGAUGUCCCCCCACACCCUCCCGAGGGCGGACGACAUCUUCACGGAGAUCAUCCGGAGGGACGCGAACUUCGCGGAGGGGUACAACAAGCGCGCGACGGUGUAUUACAUGCAGACGCGCUACGACGACUCCGUGAGGGACUGCCUCACCGCGCUCGAACUCAACCCGUACCACUUCGGCGCGAUGUCCGGGCUCGGGCUGUGCUACACGGCCCUGAACCAGCCGGACGAGGCGGUGACGUGGUGGCGGCGCGCCGUGGAGAUCGACCCGGGCCUGGACUGCCUGCGCUCGCUGAACGACAAGCUGGACGACGACGGGAGGCCGGGGGGCGACGCGGGGCCGACGGCGCUGUGA
This is a messenger RNA of Pedinophyceae sp. YPF-701, 738 nucleotides long. The record is from the annotation of a GenBank genome assembly. NCBI's taxonomy places the organism in Eukaryota, Viridiplantae, Chlorophyta, Pedinophyceae.